AUGCUGUACGAAAUGAUAGGAGUGGUUCGGCCUGGCCGCCUCUCUGAAGUCAAAGAGAUCGCUAAGACUGCCGGCAAAAUCGUGCUCGAGAAGAACGGUGUCGUGCGCGGGGUCUCGAACUGGGGCACCUUUCUCCUCCCCAAGCCAGCGAAAAAGCUGCAGUCCACACACCACUACGGCCACCACUUCAUCAUGCGCUUCGACGCGAGUGCUCGCGCGCAACACGCCCUGCGAAGGACCAUGUCGCUUGAUCCGCGAUUAAUCAGAUACUCGGUUGUGAAGAUGGGGACCAAGUUUGAGGAGAUCAAGGAUGUGCCUGGGACGGCGUCAUUCCGUUGA
Dothidotthia symphoricarpi CBS 119687 is the source of this 339-nucleotide messenger RNA. Its product is annotated as 37S ribosomal protein Mrp17. The transcript is spliced from 3 exons. Gene Ontology annotation, molecular function: small ribosomal subunit rRNA binding; structural constituent of ribosome. Gene Ontology annotation, cellular component: mitochondrial small ribosomal subunit; ribosome. The record is from RefSeq and is a predicted model, not a curated record. Bases 1 to 339 code for a protein of 112 amino acids. Gene Ontology annotation, biological process: translation. Lineage: Eukaryota; Fungi; Ascomycota; Dothideomycetes; Pleosporales; Dothidotthiaceae.